AUGACAACUCUACCCCUCAAAGUGAAGGUUGCUAUCCGUGACCACUGGACCAAGGAAGACAGCCACCUACAGCAGUCCCUCAAGUCCCUCCAGGACGUGCUCGGUCUCGAGGUCGACGUGAACCCCGAGUGGCAGCUCCUCCUCGCCGAGCUCGACGCCGGGUACACCGACAGGGCUGACGCCGUCAUCGCCGUUGCCGGCACCGUCGAGGCGUGGUGCCGCGCCGCAGCGGAGCUCCUCGACGAUCGAAAGAACGAGGAGUGGACCGAGACGCUGCUAGAGAAACUCAAGAUCACCUGGUCGAGACUGAGGCUCUUUAUCGAAGUCUCCACCGGAGACGACGUUUCGACGUCGUGGUCCGACGACCGCGGCGGUUUCCUCGUCUCCCUCCCCCGGCGCCAGCGUAUCACGCCGGUGAACCUCCAGCCGCUCUUUCAGGCCGAGCUCAAGGACUGCUUCGCCGACCACCGCCAGCUACCGCCCUACACGGCCUCGCCCGACGCCGAUGAUUGGGACGACGUCGACGCAAUCGACACCCGCGUGAGCCGCCUCUCCAUCAGCGGCCCCGACGCCGCCGCCCGCCACCGCCGCGGCCCCUCGGUGAGCUCAACCGCGACCCAGCCGCCCCCGGACUUCAUGCCCCGCGCCGACGCCCUGCCCCGUCCGGACGACCUGCUCCUCAAGCCGCCAUACCACCUCAUGAUAUACAGCCGCGGCGCCCACGAGAUCGAGGUCCAGUGCAGCCACAGCCCGACGCUCAAGUUCCUCGCCGACUAUUUCAAGCGCUGGCGCAGGACGAACCACCAGAUUAGCAGCAAGCCCCCAGCCGUCGAGGUCCGUCUGCAUCAGUGCGCCUUCGGCAUGGGCGCCAGCAUCGACCGCCUGGUGCUGGCCACCGAGCACAAGUACGGCGGCGCCUUCAUCCUCACGCCGACCGUCAUCCUCUCGCUCGUCGAGGGCGUUCUGGGAUACAAGCCCGUCUACUCGGACGCCACCACGUGGACGUACCGCCGCGACGUCGAGUUGAAGACCUGA
Messenger RNA from Colletotrichum graminicola M1.001, 1035 nucleotides. RefSeq lists its product as uncharacterized. The transcript is spliced from 4 exons. The coding region runs from base 1 to 1035 and encodes 344 amino acids. The record is from RefSeq and is a predicted model, not a curated record. NCBI's taxonomy places the organism in Eukaryota, Fungi, Ascomycota, Sordariomycetes, Glomerellales, Glomerellaceae.